UCACCUCCUGCUGCCGCGUGACGUCACGAGCUGCUACACCGCGCUCGCUCUCCCAGAUCCGAGCUGAUGCUUCUGCUGAUGCUUCCUCUGCAGAAUUGGUCUGAUGGAGCAAAGGCACACAGCGCGGCUCGGUAGACAAAGACAACAAUGGGACCAGUAUGCAAGCAGCAUGGAUUCUACUGGAAAUGUUAAACAGGACCAGAGAUCUCCAACGGGAGAGAAACCCUUCAAGUGCAGUGUGUGUGGGAAGGCAUUUUCAUAUUCAUCUUAUCUUAAAAUACACCAGAGAACACACACAGGAGAGAAACCCUUCAAGUGCAGUGUGUGUGAGAUGGCAUUUUCACAGUCAUCUUAUCUUAAAAUACACCAGAGAACACACACAGGAGAGAAACCCUUCAAGUGCAGUGUGUGUUGUAAGACAUUUUCAAGAUCAAUUUAUCUUAAAAAACACCAGAGAACACACACAGGAGAGAAGGCCUUCAAGUGCAGUGUGUGUGAGAUGGCAUUUUUAGAUUCAUCAAAUCUUAAAAUGCACCAGAGAACGCACACAGGAGAGAAACCCUUUACGUGCAAUGUGUGUGGGAAGGCAUUUUCAAGUUCGUCUUAUCUUAAAAUACACCAGAGAAUACACACAGGAGAGAAACCCUUCAAGUGCAGUGUGUGUGAGUUGGCAUUUUCAAGUUCAUCUAAUCUUAAAAUCCACCAGAGAACGCACAAAGCAGAGAACCCCUUCAAGUGCAAUGUGUGUGAGAAGGCAUUUUCAAGUUCAUCUUAUCUUAAAAUACACCAGAGAACACACACAGGAGAGAAACCCUUCAAGUGCAGUGUGUGUUGGAAGACAUUUUCAAGUUCAUUUUAUCUUAAAAAACACCAGAUAACACACACAGGAGAGAAACCCUUCAAGUGCAGUGUGUGUGAGAUGGCAUUUUCACAGUCAUCACAUCUUAUAAUGCACCAGAGAACGCACACAGGAGAGAAACCCUUUACAUGCAGUGUGUGCGGGAAGGCAUUUUCAAGUUCGUCUUAUCUUAAAAUACACCAGAGAAUACACACAGGAGAGAAACCCUUCAAGUGCAGUGUGUGUGAGAUGGCAUAUUCAUAUUCAUCAAAUCUUAAAAUACACCAGAGAAUACACACAGGAGAGAAACCCUUCAAGUGUUCUCUGUGCGGGAAGGCGUUUGCACAGUCAACACAGCUUAAUACACACCAGAUAACACACUGGCAUCAGAAGACCCCCAAGGAGUGUAGUCUGAAAUCGACUUGUGAAAGUCAAAGUGCUGCAAUGAGCCCAUCCCUCCUGAAAAAAGAACCAGAAGUAAAUUCCAGCUUGGACACUAUGAAAUGUAUCAAGAUGAAAUUUGAAGAGGCGAAGGUGAAAUUUGAAGAGGCGACGGUGAAGAGCGAAGAAGUGACAGUGAAGAGCGAAGAAGUGAAGGUAAAAUGUGAAGAUGAACAUUCAACUCCAAAAUCGGACCUUCACAUCAAUGGAGGCACUCCAAAAUCGGACCUUCACAUCAAUGGAGGCACCGUGAAGCAGGAGGAGAAUUCUGACUGUGAGGCAGAGCGAGGCAACUCCCAGCAGUUUGUGGAAGUGGAGGUGUGGGUGGACUUCUUAGACAAUACAAAGUCAAAUGGAGAACCUGUAGAUGUGUAAGCUUGGGACAAUGAAGCUGCAAUAGAACGUGAAGUUGAACACUCCAUUCCUAGGUUCAACCUGCAGAGUAAGAGCGGUCAGUAUUUGUGGACCUGUGGGUUGGGUAGAUCUCUAAUUAGGAGCGAGAGCCAAUAAGCUCCCAAGCAUUCACUAUGUUAUAAACAGGACCCUGCGGGGUGGGCUGGUAGGAACGAAUAACCAAAGAAUAUAAACAAUGUAUUAUUACACUUGUUUAGCCAGGAAAGCCCCACCGAGUCUAAAGGUUUUUGUAGGGUCCUGCCAAGUGUUUGCAGUAGGGGGCGAUGUUGCUACACCUAAUCGGACGAUCCGAAGGGAGAUUUUGAGGCCUAGUUCUAGGCUUUAGGCCUAUCUGUAGGCUUUAAGGCGCUGUGACCUAAUUUGUAAUUUAAAUGUUUUAAUUGUUAAUGUAUAAUUUUAAUGUUUUAAUUAUUAAUGUAAAAGCUUUAAAUGUAAAUGUUUUUUUAUUUUUAAACAUCAGGGAAUGUAACAUUGUUAAACAUUAACUCCCUUUCACACACGCGGGGGUACGAUACGAAGGGAGACUGUGAGGCCUAGUUCUAGGCGUUAGGCCUAGCUGUAGGCUUUAGGGCGCUGUGAGUUUUUUUUAUUUAAUUUCAAAGUUUUAAUUAUAAUUAUUAAUGUAUAAUUUAAAUGCUUUAAUUAUUAAUGUAAAAGCUUUAAAUGUUAAUGUUUCUAUUUUAAAACAUCAGGGAAUGUAACAUUGUUAAACAUUAACUCCCUUUCACACACGCGGGGGUACGAUACGAAGGGAGACUGUGAGGCCUAGUUCUAGGCUUUAAGCCUAGCUGUAAGCGUUAGGCCGCUGUGAGUUAAUUUUUUAUUUAAAUAUUUUAAUGAUUUAUGUAAAAGCUUUAAAUUUAAAUGUUUCUAUUUAAAAACAUCAGGGAAUGUAACAUUGUUAAACAUUAACUGCCUUGCACACACGCGGGGGUACGAUACGAAGGGAGAUUUUUUGGCGUAUUUCGAGGCUUUAGGCCUAGCUGUAGGCUUUAGGGCGCUGUGAGUUAAAUUUGAAUUUAAAAGUUUUAAUUAAAAGCUAUCUCAGGGAAUUAUAAGGUAAUGUUACACUUGUUUAGCCAGGAAAGCCUCAUUAAUUUAAAUGUUUUAAUUAAAAGCUAUCUGAGGGAAUUAUAAGGGAAUGUUACACUUGUUUAGCCAGGAAAGCGUCACUGAGUCUAAAGGUUUUUGUAGGGUCAUGCCAAGUGUUUGCAGUAGGGGGCGAUGUUGCUACACGGACGGACGGUCGGACGGACGGUCAGGCGGACGGACGAAAUCAUCUAUUGUAGGCUGGUCCACUUCGUUCCUACCAGUAUACUAUUAACAUUUAUAUGGUGCUUGCUUAAUUGCCUCAGCAACUCGGAGUUUUCUAUCAUAUCUCAUCACAAACACUCAAAGAGCACGCCUUUUGGCGUCCUCUGGAUUAACACCGUUUGAUACUAGGCUCGAAAGAAAGCUGUCUCUGGUGUGGACCAAUCAGUUUCAAAGACAAUGCAUAUGUUGUGUCCUAUGACUAGCCACACAAUGAUCCGAGGGGAGAGAAAUUCACGUAAAGACAGAGACACGACCCAUACAUCGAGACUACUGCAAGUUACAGAAGACUACAAGCGACAGAGAGUACUGCGACGGGCAGACUCCGGGGCAUGUGUCUCGCAGAGAAGAGGGGCGAGGUGAUGCUUGGUGCUGAGUUCGGCAUGGACUGACAGUAUCGCUGAGAGUUUCAUUCUACAUUUAUCCUGAUGUUUUGAGUCGCAUGCAAAGUCAAGGAUUGCGAUGAGUUGUAUUGUAAUAAGCUUUCACAGUUGUUUAAGAGGUGUGCAAAUACAAUUUACAAGUUUUGAGAGUGAGUUCCAGCUCCCAUGAGCAGCUGCGAUCGGCAGGCUCCGGGGAAACUGCCCCCGUGACUGGCACAUCGUCAACGAGCUGCACCAGCAGAAGCCACGAGUCUACGAAAUAAACACAAAGAGUUACUUACUGCAAGCAGCAAGAUCUGGGGUGGGACUCUAGCAAUGGUUCACCGAGUACGAGCUCGGCGCUGACAGAAGAAGUAUCUCUCAAAGUUAUUCUACACUGAGUGCCAGCUCCCACGAGCAGCUGCAGCCCAGGAGAUAGAGUGACGAGCAACGACGAGCAAUCAACCGGGAGAAAGGGUGGACGCCCAAGCAUCGACCAAGCCAGCAUCGCAGAGAACCAGCUGCACGGUCAACCAGGCAUCGCCAGAGAGCACGGAGCCGGAGAGAGAGCGUAGCAGCGCCACCGAGCAAGGGUGUCAGCUGCCAGCGGACAAGCGGCGAGCGCUGUCGAGCACCUUCAAAGACAAACAUCGUGCCGACUCUGCUCAUCCAGCAGGGUAAAGAGCCUGACCAGCUGCCCGUGAGGAGGAGGAGAGCGCCAGCGAGAGCGCCGUGGGUUCGACCCACACACACCGACCAGCACCAGCUGUGAACCAAGACACGAGUGAGGAACGGCGACCUGCAGACGAGCUGCGGGCGCUAUCUGACGACGGAAUCAUCGCGCACCGCCGACGGCGAGAGUCGUGCAGACUCUUCACCCAGCAGUGGGCAGCAGCUCCAGCUGUCGCCGAGCAAGAGAGAGAGCGAGGAAGCUGUGUACAUGACUCUCCCCCACACUCGCAUACCACGUAUCAUCCAGCGUCUUCUUGACGCAAAGAAUUGAUCAAGGAGACAAAACCACCAAACACACACAUACCGCACAUACCGGGACUAAUAAUAAUAAAAAUAAUGAUAAGAGUGUGUCAAGUAUUAUCUGAUAGUGAAGAACAUUGCUGCCCAUUGAGUCACGUGGAUACGGUCGUUGAGAAGUUUUUUUAGUCGUUCUUUUUGUUAAUUUUAACUGUACCGAUGAAUUCAUUGACGAAACUAAACGUUUAGAAACCUACGUUACGAAUCCACACACUCACAGGGAGACUCUUGUGUUGAAAUCUUUCUUUUGAUCACAGAAUCUUGCCCGCUAUUUUAUUGAAGCCUUAGCCAAUUGAUAAGCAUUUGCUGAAGCAGGCACACUGUGCCGCACACCAUUGUUCCAAGACAUUUAGUUAAUUAAAUAUUCUACCAAUGAAUUCAUUAAGGUCUAUAUUUGCAUUCGGGACAUGUUUCUUUAUUGCCGUUUGUAUGAAUAUCGUCACAUUAAUUUUUAAGGACUUUAUCCUAUGCUCGCGUUACUCUGAGGAAUUAACCGAUUGCUCUGUUACCCAGUUUAACAACGUAAUCAUUGAGGGUUAAAUGUAAGGAUCAAUGAGGAGCACAUCUCCAGGAGUACAGUGUUGACAAUUCCAAGCAUAAGAGUUCGCAUAUUAGAGUUAUGUUUUUGUUUAGAAAUUAAAGUUGCUUAACACAGAAGUGUCUGAAUGGUUCCUUCCUAAGUUCAUGCAUAAUGAUCUUAUUUAUAAGAACUGUAUCCUUUGGCGAGAUCUGAAUUCUGAGACCUGAUAGAAUUACACUAAAACAUAAUCAGUAAAAGUUAAAGCGAGAAUCUUUGUGUUAUCACGAUUAGUAAGAAGACGAUUUUUUCACGGAC
Molecule: messenger RNA, 5230 nt
Organism: Lethenteron reissneri (Far Eastern brook lamprey)
Lineage: Eukaryota; Metazoa; Chordata; Hyperoartia; Petromyzontiformes; Petromyzontidae
Product: zinc finger protein OZF-like
Biological process (GO): regulation of DNA-templated transcription
Molecular function (GO): DNA-binding transcription factor activity, RNA polymerase II-specific; RNA polymerase II cis-regulatory region sequence-specific DNA binding
Source: RefSeq, a predicted model, not a curated record